This is a messenger RNA of Saccostrea cuccullata (small rock oyster), 1628 nucleotides long. Its product is annotated as putative divalent cation/proton antiporter TMEM165. The transcript has 7 exons. Bases 369 to 1250 code for a protein of 293 amino acids. Gene Ontology annotation, cellular component: Golgi apparatus. The record is from RefSeq and is a predicted model, not a curated record. NCBI's taxonomy places the organism in Eukaryota, Metazoa, Mollusca, Bivalvia, Ostreida, Ostreidae. Gene Ontology annotation, biological process: calcium ion transmembrane transport; manganese ion transmembrane transport; Golgi calcium ion homeostasis. Gene Ontology annotation, molecular function: calcium ion transmembrane transporter activity; manganese ion transmembrane transporter activity.
UUUUGACUUCAAUGUCCAAGUAUGUUUAUAAGGAGAUAUAUAACGCUUAUGUGUUUAUGAAUAUUGUAAUCAAUAGUCAGCGUCGAAAAGAGUAGCCUUUUCUCACGGAGCAGCGGAGUUUUUCUUUUCACCUGUCGUAAUAUUUAUGAUCGGGAUCAAAAGUCGAAAAAUAAAUGACCCGGAAGUGAACAGGUGUCGCACUGUGACGUCAAACUUUCACGUACAGGCCAGUGUCAUGCCAAGGAUGUGAUUGUAAUGCAUGAAUGACAACUCCUUUUACUUUUUAUUCGCCGCAUAUCGAUUUUUUCGGAAAUUCCUCUAUUUGGUUUAUUCACCAAUUGUAAAAAAUAAAUUCUGGGUUAUCUAAAAUGAAUGGAAAAGUUACGUUUAUUUUGACUGUCGUAUUCAUAGUCUCAAGCUGUUUGGUGAUAGAGAGUAUCUCAGAACCGAUCAGCGAUGUGUCGGAGAGUUCUAAAGAGCACGAUGCUAAAAAGAAUGAGGAGAGUUCAGAUGAGGGAUCUAUUAUCCACAUGCUGAGGAAGAGGAAGGGGAACCUAGGAUUCCUCCAUGCGUUUAUCGCCUCCCUGUCCGUCAUCAUCGUGUCGGAGCUCGGCGACAAGACGUUUUUCAUCGCCGCCAUCAUGGCAAUGAGACAUUCACGUCUGACGGUGUUCUCCGGAGCUCUGGGUGCUCUAGGGUUAAUGACAGUUCUGUCUGCACUUCUUGGAUAUGCUACCACCAUCAUACCAAAGAAAGUGACUUACUACGCUUCAACAAUCCUGUUUGCGGUGUUUGGAAUAAAGAUGAUAAAAGAGGGUUAUGAGAUGUCCCCUGAUGAAGGACAAGAAGAGUAUGAAGAAGUACAAGCUGACCUGAAGAAGAGAGAGGAAGAGUUAGAGAAGCAGAAUACUCCUGUGGAGGACAUAGAAACAGGAAUAAUACGUACACCAGGGCGCCGCUGGUUCCAGGGAAUUCUGGGAACCAUAUUCCUACAAGCAUUUACGCUGACGUUUUUAGCAGAAUGGGGGGAUAGAUCUCAAAUUACAACCAUUGUUUUAGCAGCUAGAGAGGAUGUUAUGGGGGUCAUUAUCGGGGGUACUCUGGGUCACGCUAUCUGUACCGGUAUAGCGGUGUUAGGAGGGAGGAUCGUAGCUCAAAAAAUUUCUGUUAGAACAGUAACAUUAAUAGGAGGAGUAGUCUUUCUCGUGUUCGCAUUGUCCGCGUUCUUUGUGCCGGUACAUGACUUAUGAUGAGAGCCUAGUCUUCUAUAUAAACCAUCUGACACUUCAUACUCACCAACAGCAGUGGAAACAAUCAACACAGAUAUUACUAACUUAUAAAAACUACUGGCCAGUCAGCAGUGCUGAUAUUACUGAGUAUAAAAACUACUGACCAGUCAGCAGUGGGGGAUUUCCAGAUUAUAUCUGCUGAUGUAUACCCUCUGCCACUGCAGUGCAUGUGUUCUAUCUCCUCAGUAUACUCUGGCUAGUGGCAAAUUGUAUCUCAAUUUAUAACACCAUGUAAUAUCCCAAAUGUCAAAAGUUUAGCUGGGAUUUUCAAAUGUAAACACAAUGCAAUAGUUAGGUUAUAAUUUGUUCAGAUUUUCUGGGUUAUUUGGUUUGUUUGUU